Messenger RNA from Artibeus jamaicensis (Jamaican fruit-eating bat), 3664 nucleotides. It is a transcript of the gene GPRC5C, whose product is annotated as G protein-coupled receptor class C group 5 member C. Gene Ontology annotation, molecular function: G protein-coupled receptor activity; protein kinase activator activity. The transcript has 5 exons. The record is from RefSeq and is a predicted model, not a curated record. The coding region runs from base 392 to 1720 and encodes 442 amino acids. Gene Ontology annotation, biological process: G protein-coupled receptor signaling pathway. Lineage: Eukaryota; Metazoa; Chordata; Mammalia; Chiroptera; Phyllostomidae. Gene Ontology annotation, cellular component: plasma membrane; signaling receptor complex; intracellular membrane-bounded organelle.
CACUCCAGCCCAGAGCAGCGAGCUGUGUCUGGCGGUUGUCUCACGGGAGAGCCAGGACGAAGUUGACAAAGGUUAGGUGUCCACCACAGAGAAACGCACCAAGGUGGUCCCGGUGCGAGUCCCUGCGCGCGCUGAUACGUAGGGGAAGAGAGCCCGCCCGCGAGGUGCGCUGGGCUGUACCCAAACCGCUUUCCGGAGAGAAAGCCAAGUCCAGAAACUGAGUGCGUGUAAGUGUGCGCGCCCCCGCGCGGGGGCGUGGCAGCAAACAGCAACAACCCACUGGCGAGCUCAGCCAGAAACUCUGAUCUCCCUCCCCUGCCGGAAAGUGCGACUAGCUGGAGCUCGGAGGAGGCCUGGGGGGACCCAGUGGGAGCCUGGCCGGGGAGCCAGGAUGGCCGCCCUCGGAGCCCUGCUGACAUGCCUGGGAGUGCUCCUCUUCCUGUUCCCGGGGGCGCAGGCCCAGAGCCGCGCCCCGCCCGGCUGCAGCCCGGACCUCAACCCCCUCUACUACAACCUGUGUGACCAGUCUGGGGCGUGGGGCAUCGUCCUGGAGGCGGUGGCGGGGGCGGGCGUCGUCACCACGUUUGUCCUCACCAUCAUCCUUGUGGCCAGCCUCCCCUUCGUGCAGGACACCAAGAAGAGGAGCCUUCUGGGGACCCAGGUGUUCUUCCUGCUGGGGACCCUGGGCCUCUUCUGCCUCGUGUUUGCCUGCGUGGUGAAGCCCGACUUCUCCACCUGCGCCUCCCGGCGGUUCCUCUUCGGGGUCCUGUUCGCCAUCUGCUUCUCCUGCCUGGUGUCCCACGUCCUCGCCCUCAACUUCCUGGCCCGAAAGAACCAUGGGCCCCGGGGCUGGGUGAUCUUCACCGUGGCCCUGCUGCUGACCCUGGUGGAGGUGAUCAUCAACACGGAGUGGCUGAUCAUCACGCUGGUCCGGGGAGGAGGCGAGGGCCACCCUCUGCACAACGGCAGUGCCAGUGGAGUGGCAGCCUCCCCCUGCGACAUCGCCAACAUGGACUUCGUCAUGGCGCUCAUCUACGUCAUGCUGCUGCUGCUGGCUGCCUUCACGGGGGCCUGGCCCGCCCUGUGUGGCCGCUUCAAGCGCUGGCGGAAGCACGGCGUCUUUGUGCUGCUCGCCACAGCCACCUCCAUCGCCAUCUGGGUGGUGUGGAUCGUCAUGUACACCUACGGCAACCGGCAGCACGACAGGCCCACCUGGGACGACCCCACGCUGGCCAUCGCCCUCGCCGCCAACGCCUGGGCCUUCGUCCUCUUCUAUGUCAUCCCUGAGGUGUCCCAGGUGACCAAGGCCAGCCCGGAGCAAAGCUACCAGGGAGACCUGUACCCCACCCGGGGCGUGGGCUACGAGACCAUCUUGAAAGAGCAGAAGGGCCAGAGCAUGUUUGUGGAGAACAAGGCUUUUUCCAUGGACGAGCCGGCCUCGGCCAAGAGACCAGUGUCACCGUAUAGCGGGUACAACGGGCAGCUGCUGACCGGCGUGUACCAGCCCACCGAGAUGGCCCUGAUGCACAAAGGCCCGUCCGAAGGAGCCUACGACGUCAUCCUCCCACGGGCCACCGCCAACAGCCAGGUGAUGGGCAGCGCCAACUCGACCCUGCGGGCUGAAGACAUAUACGCAGCUCAGAGCCACCAGGUGGCCACUCCGUCAAAAGAUGACAAGAACUCUCAGGCUCAGUCCCCGCAAAAUAAAACGAGAUGGUAGACGCCCUGUUCCCUGGACUGCACGUCGCCCUGAUGCCCCCCUCCUCUGUGUGCUGGCCGGGCAGGGCCCCGCACCUUCUCUACCCUUGUCAUUGCACCUGGGAGGGCCCAAGGCCACCGAUCUGGAGCACUGGACCAAGUGGGGGUCUCUCUGGAACCCCGAGGCUUAUGGCUGGGGCUCUCGGGCCACCCCCUACCUGCCCUGCCCCACGUUUCCUGGUCCCCAAGUGGUGGAGGCCCCAGGAGCUGUCUGCAGACCUAUCUGCCUCCGUCGCCCUCGUGACAAACUCCUCCCACACCCCAGCCCCUGUGUCAUGCUGUGGCUGUCCAGAUGGCCAUCCUCAGAUGCCCCUGUCUUCACACCGUGAACCUUCCUGGCCACCCUUAGUGUCCAGCAUUAGCUGUCCCCCUGCACGCCUGGGUGAAUCGAGGACAGUCUCUGGAGCCAUGCCGUGGCAGAAGUUGGCCCUUGCUUUUCUCACCUGGGCCUUCUGCCACCCCCUGAAUGAACCGCGGGAGGCCACAAGCUGGGGCAGAGCCCACCGAGGCCCGACAGACACCGCUCCUCCGCAGAGCUGGUGGCCCGGACCCAGUCCCCGUGCUGCACCGCCCCACACCCUCUCACCUGCGGGGAACUGGGUUCUGUCAAGACUCAAGACAAAGGCUGGGGCUGCAUUCUCAGGGACCAGCUGAGAGUCCUGGACCACGCAGACUGGGGCUCAGGCCUCUUCCGGGACAGACCUGUGGGACCUGGGGAGGCCCCUUAGGUAAGCGGCAUCCGGACCUGAAUGCUGUGCCGCUUCCUGAUGGGCAGAGGAGAGGCUUCUACCUCACCUUGGGUCCCUCCCUGGGCUGGUCCUGCUCUCCUCACCCAGGAUGUGCCCCAGGGGGCCCUGACGCCACCCGGGGAAGUGGGGGACGUCUGCGGGACCUGCGUGAUGCUGACUCCAAGGACCGAAGUGUGCUCAGCUCCCGGUCUGUGGGCACAUCCCUGGAGCCUCGUCACCCUGGCUUUGCCCCGCCCUCUGGUACCAGGCAGAGAUGGCUCAUCCAAGGGGGGUCGCCCUAGGUGUGCUCCUGCGGCUCCGUUCUUAGCCCAGCGUCACCUCCGGGUGCCAAGAAGAGGGUGAGGACGAGAGCAGCGAGGGGGGUUGGGCUGUGCCCAGCCUUGCUCUAUGCUCAGUCCUGCAGUUCCAGCGUCACCCUCCUGCCCCCAGCAGCCUGUGCCUUUGCCACCGGAGUAUCUCUCCAGAGCUAAAUGGGGUGAACGGGCCCCGUAGGUGAGAAUAGGGCUGUCCACCCAGCGUGACCCUCCCCCGCUCCCCCACCAUUUAUGAUCCAUUGUACUGAGUUGCUCGGUUCCAAGAAUGAGUGUAACUUCCCCCUGACGAAGGGAGGCGGGGAGCUCUGUGCGCCUCGGGCUUCUCUUGAUCUAGGUUAGUGGCCCCAAGAUCCCUCACAACGAACAAAGGGACUAUCUUGCUUUUGGAGAUGAGAAGAUCACGUGAGUCCUUCCCAGCGCCAAGCGGCCUCGGGGAGCAGCCUGCAGUGAAUGUGGGUUUGUGCACAGGCCCCUGGGGACCUGCCGCGAGGCCCAGAGAGGGACGGGUCCCUAAAGGCGCAGGCUGCGGGGUUCAGGCAGGCCCUGCGGCCCUGCUGAGUCGGGUCCUCGGCCCAGGCAGGCGGAGAGAGAAGUGGUCCAGCUGCACCUCCGCGAGGCCCGAAGGGGCGAAAACCCGGGGCCAGUGAGGUCAGGCCAAUGUCCCCGUGCAUUUUACAGCUACCCUGUGGGACUCUGGCCUGGCGCAGAGCACUUGGACUUCAGACUCGCUCGGAACCAAAUGACCUUACUCCCUGUUCACAACGGGUCAUUACCACUGGAACCCUCUGUGUUCAUGAAGAAUUUUUCUGGGCUUUAUGAAUAAUAUAUAUUUUUAAAGAUGUU